AUGCACCCGGUCGAGCAGGUCCCAGGCCUAAAGGAGAGCAUCCGUCUCUUGAAGUCGGACUCCUUGCCGGAGCUUCCGGUGCCAUGGCCAAGGCAGCAGGAUUUGCCAGAGAAGCUGUACGAUGUGCCCGGCAAAGACGACUUUGUCUUGUCGCUCUCACAUACCUGGCAUUUCCAGGCUCACCCAGAUCCACUCGGGGAUAAGCUUCAAGCUUUGCAAGAAGCGAUCGAGAAUGCAAACCAGAAGCAUCAGCCCAAAGGGAAGACGCUGGUCUUUGUGGACUUCCUUGGCUGUCCCCAAAGGCCCUUUGCCAAGGGCCAGAUGCCGCGCACCAAGGCUCAGGAGGAGGAGUUUGCUAAGGCGUUGAAGUUGUUUCCAGAUCAGUACCUGGCAUCAGAUGCUACAAUUCAUCUGGAGUGCGAUUUCGACCGUAUCGGCCGAGAAGGAGCAGACCCAGCGCUCGUGACUGUGCCGGCUUCCGACUUGCGGACUGCGCAGCUCCGAGAGGUUGACAACUCUGUGCAACUCGUGGCUCAGAGCAAUGAAGAAGCCGCAGCCCAGCCGUUUUGCUUUAUCCGAAAGGUCGGAGCAAAGACCAUCACUAGCCUGAAAGACUUGGACGAAGGGUUUACCAUGAUCAACAGACAGGGUUGUCUGUGGAUCAAUCCAUGCAGUACUCUUGCGGACAUUCCGAUGACUAUAGAGGUCUCACCUUUUGGGAUUCAAAGUCGGACACCUGCAAGUGAGAAGGGUUGGAUCUACUUGGAACGGUUCGUGUCCAUGGUGAAGAUUGCGAUGGUGCCAGAGGAGCAUGGACCCAAGAUUGUGUUUUCCAACUCGCAGCAUGUGCUUCAGCAAAUCCUUGAGGGUGGCCAGCGGAUGCGGGAAGCAGCGUCCAAAGGGCAAGAGACCUUGCUGAAGGUGCUGAAGGAUUUUGAGGAGGAGCUUCGCCAAAAGCGGUUUGCUGCCAUUUCCCUCGACAAGGCAGAGAAUGCCGGAGGUAUGGGUGGCAUGUCCGGAACAAACCUGACCGAUGCGGAUGUUGUCCAGGGAAUCAUGAAUGAGUUGGUCCAGCGCUUGGCCACGCAUUGGCAAGAGGAGGCGCAGGCACAACUGCAGAGGCAGUUGCUUUUGAGUGUGAACAGGUCUGACGCGACCUCAGUACGCGCUUUCCUUGAAGCACAGGCUGAUCCAAAUGCCAAAGACGCCCUGGGCAUGACAAGCCUACAUCAGGCAGCCAGGUGCAACUCCCCGGAGGUUGUUCGCACCUUGUUGGAGUUUGGGGCGAAUUUGAGCUUGAAAGACCGAAAGGGCAACUGCCCAGCACACGAAAUUACGCUUCUCUCCCAUUCAACGACCCUGGAGCUGAUGGACUUGCUUGCCCCCGAGGAGGAUGUGAUGUUGUUGAACAACCAAGCGGGGGUCUCUCCAUUGAACCGUUUCCGCACCUGGAGAGUCACAGAACUUAGCAAUGGCAAGUUCCCAGAGGCACAUGCCUGGGCUGACAAAAUCAAGGACAAGUAUCCAGCGCGACAAAGGCGCACUGUGUUUUCUUCUGCGGACACUGCUGCCGUCGCAUGUGCCACAGAGACAUAUACUGGGCCGCGAGGGCCGUUUAAAGUGAAGGUUUGGCAGGCAGAUUCGGAUGUCGAGGUUCAUGUCCUUUGCAUCGGCUUGUCGUUCCUCUCACCACCAUCGAUGUUUGAAGAUGCCUUCCACACAGUGGCGAAGCAUCUUUGCCCGAAGCAGAAAGCGAAGCUCUUCUUUCUGGGCUGCGAAGCCGUAGAAAGUUGGGCAGGAGUGACAUCUUUCGCUGAAGCAUGCGCAGAGCUUGGAGAGCUCAUCAAGGCCAUGCCGCUGAAGGAGAAGUUCGUUUUCGUAGACAGCAGCUUGGGCGAAGCUAGCUGCUUGCUGUGGAGCUUCAAAGAGAGGAUUCAAGCAGCGCUGCUUGUGAAUUUCAGAGGCUUUCAUGGUGAGAGCUUCCAAACCAGCAGCGCCUAUCAGAAGAUUCAGAUUCGGUUUCAGAACUUGCAGCAGUGCUUCACAUCAAAGAACAUGUCAAAGUUGGAGGCUCUUUUUGGAGACUAUGCUUGGGCCGAAGAUGAGACUUCGUUGGAAAAGUUGCAGCAAAGCUUCCGUCGGGCCUUGGAAGCGGCUCCAGAGAGUUUCUUUGAGCACGGUGCCUUUCAUUGUCGGCUGAUCGCCGAAAACGUCAUGGAGAGAACAUGGCUCUUCCAGCAGUGGGCACAGUCCAGCUGUCCCAAGCUGGUUCUCUUAACCGGGUCGUUCAGCCCUGCUUUGUGGACGCACGAGGCCGUAUCAAGACUUCAAACCCAGCUGCCGAAAGCAACCGUCCAGUACCUGGAGUGCUGCAAGUCGUCAUGGGAGCUUGAAAGCGAUGACCAGGCUGUACAGGUAGCACGUGCACUUUCAGACUUAGUUGACGCGAUGGUUUAUGAAGAAGAGCUUUAA
Messenger RNA from Symbiodinium natans, 2472 nucleotides. The record is from the annotation of a GenBank genome assembly. Lineage: Eukaryota; Dinophyceae; Suessiales; Symbiodiniaceae.